UGACGAAAAUGAACGAAGUCCGACUCGGGAACCCCGUCGGUAAACAUGGCGGCCAAGGCGCUUCGGCAGCGAACCAGGCGAGGCAGCAGACAGGAUGCAAACAACGUGAACAUAUCCUCCGAAGCUCGGCCACCAAAAGAGGAGAAAGGCGGCGAUGAUGGCAAAAUCGCAGAGACUCGGCAAGAGUCAAUAAGUCGCGGGGGGCAGGUCUGGGCUCCAGAGGGUUCUACAGCAUUUAAAUGCCUGCUCUCGGCACGUUUCUGUGCAGCUCUGCUCAGCAACAUCUCAGACUGCGAUGAGACCUUCAACUACUGGGAGCCUAUGCACUACCUGCUGUACGGCACAGGGAUGCAAACAUGGGAAUAUUCUCCAUUGUACGCCAUCAGAUCGUAUGCUUAUUUAUGGUUACAUGCUCUUCCUGCUUGUUUGCAUGCCCAUGUUCUUCAGACAAACAAGGUGCUGGUGUUCUACUUUGUACGAUGCGUCUUGGCGUUCUCCUGCUGUGUCUGUGAACUGUAUUUCUACAAGGCAGUUUGUAAGAAGUUUGGUUUACAUGUGGGCCGUCUGAUGUUGGCUUUCCUCGUCCUGAGCACAGGGAUGUUCUGCUCAUCUGCAGCUUUCCUACCUUCCUCUUUCUGUAUGUAUACGACGUUGGUUGCUAUGACGGGAUGGUUUCAGGACUCGACACCUUUAGCCAUCACGGGUGUGGCUGCUGGUGCCAUCGUUGGAUGGCCGUUCUCCGUCCUGAUUGGGAUUCCCAUUGCCUUCGAUCUGCUGGUGUUAAAGAGGCAGUGGAAAAGUUUUAUCACCUGGUCAGCCGUCGCUCUGCUUCUGUUGCUGGUCCCUCUGGUAGCAGUGGACUCUUUCUUUUAUGGCAAACUGGUCGUUGCUCCACUCAAUAUUCUGUUGUAUAAUGUUUUCACACCACAUGGACCUGAUCUGUAUGGUACAGAGCCAUGGCAUUUCUACUUUGUAAAUGGGAUCCUGAACUUCAAUUUGGUGUUUGCUCUGGCACUGUUUUCUCUGCCACUCACCGCUCUCAUGGAGACACUGUUACACAGGUUCAAUGUGCAGAACCUGGGCCGUCCAUACUGGCUGACUCUGUCUCCCAUGUAUCUGUGGAUGUUGGUUUUCUUCACCAGACCUCAUAAAGAGGAGCGUUUCCUCUUUCCCAUCUACCCUCUCAUCUGCCUCAGCGGGGCAGUAGCCCUCUCUUCUCUACAGAAAUGCUACCACUUCCUGUUCCAGCGAUACCGACUGGAGCACUACACGGUCUCCUCCAACUGGCUGGCUCUAAGUGCAGUGGUAGUCUUCACGGUGUUGUCACUGUCUCGCUCUGUCGCCCUCUUUAGAGGCUACCAUGCCCCUCUGGACCUGUACCCAGAGUUUCACCGAAUCGCCAAGGAUCCGACUCUUCACUCAGUCCCUGAGGGCAGACCUGUCAGUGUGUGUGUGGGCAAAGAGUGGUACCGCUUCCCAAGCAGCUUUCUAUUACCGCACAACUGGCAACUGCACUUCAUUCAGUCUGAGUUUAAGGGGCAGCUGCCUCAGCCAUACGCCUCUGGUCCUCUGGCCACACAGAUGAUCCCAGCUAAUAUGAAUGACCAGAACCUGGAGGAGCCUACCAGAUAUGUGGAUUUACGGCAGUGCCACUACUUAGUAGACCUGGACACAGAUGAAGAGACGCCGCUUGAGCCACGUUAUUCAGCCAACAAAGACGAGUGGAACAUUAUUGCCUAUAAGCCUUUCCUUCAAGCAUCAAGGUCAUCUCCUCUCUUGAGAGCGUUCUACAUCCCAUUCAUAUCAGACCAUCACACCACCUACAGGCGCUACGUCAUCUUGAAACCACGACGGCAAAAGCAGCCUCGUAAGCGCACCCACGGCUGACCUUUUGAACCUCAGCUCAGCCCAAAAUCCUACGAAAUCAGAUCACUUCCCCCUCAACACAGCUGGCAUUUGUGUGUGAUUGUUGGACGUGUGUGCAUGCAUGUGUUUCGAAGUAUUCGUCUCAUGAAACAUUCAAAGUUAUCAGACCCUUUAAGGACAUUUUGUCUGCUUUUGGGCUUGUGUGUGUAUGAAGAGAAAAUGGUAUGUAUGCAAGUAUGCUUGGCAGGAAUCAGCUGGACAUUUUCUCUCUUUUUGUGUGUGUGUGUGUCUGUGUGAGAAUGUGUGUGUGUGUAACUGAAUGUAUUACAGUGGAUGCACACUACAAGAUUUUACAUGUACUUAGCCUAGGACAGGCCAUUACACGUAAAUAUGUGGUUUUUCUUUUUCAUACUUCACUUGAAAAUGUGGCCUGAAAGAAUUAUUUUGAAUAAUUAAUCGAAGAAAUCUUGUAGUGCUUGCUUGUCUGCACUUGGAACAGUAUCUUAUUGUGUGCUCUGUAAGGGUGUGAGUGGUGGAGAUGAAUGAAGCUGAGAGUGUGUUAUUAAUUUAAGUCGGAAUGUUAAUAAAACAUGAUUUACUGUGAAUACAAUCCUCGUUCUCUUUACUGGGACAGGAAAAUCACUGCACCACGCGCUGCCAGAUUCAGUUGUAAUCUCAUUUUAUUUGAAGAUUUCCUUAUGUAACAAACAUACAAACCACUCUCACUUACAGGAGAGAUGUCAAGGCAUUAUACAUUCUGAAUAAAUAAUAACGAUGAUGCUA
This is a messenger RNA of Lates calcarifer (barramundi perch), 2649 nucleotides long. It is a transcript of the gene alg9, whose product is annotated as ALG9 alpha-1,2-mannosyltransferase. NCBI's taxonomy places the organism in Eukaryota, Metazoa, Chordata, Actinopteri, Centropomidae. The record is from RefSeq and is a predicted model, not a curated record. The transcript is spliced from 15 exons. Gene Ontology annotation, cellular component: endoplasmic reticulum membrane. Bases 46 to 1887 code for a protein of 613 amino acids. Gene Ontology annotation, biological process: protein N-linked glycosylation. Gene Ontology annotation, molecular function: alpha-1,2-mannosyltransferase activity.